GUACCAGGCCCUCGUUUCCUUUCCCCGGAACUCCUCAACUCGGGCGCUCGAUUCCUGGCUUCGCCUCGUGCAGAGUUGUUCAGACAUGACUGCUUGCAAGCAGACUGCAUCCACGGGCGCCGCCGCCACGGACGAGGCCGACAGCAAGUCGGCAGCAAAGAGCGAUGGAGCGGAGGAGCGGAAGCCCUCGACCAAGUGCAAGAAGGGGAAGAAGGCCAAGGGCAAGUUGGGGGUGAAGAGCGAUGGAGCGGAGAAGCCGAAGACCCAUGACCUUUCCGAUGUUACACUGGGGUUGGCGGUGAUGAGCAUUGCAGUGGAUGAAGCGCUCGCCCUGCGCACCUACCAGAACCAGUUCUGGAUGAGGCACUUCAAAGACGUCUGUGACAGGCCGUCAGUAGAUGCUAUUAGAAAGCAAGCUGCUGAAAACUGGAAAUUCUUUAACGAUUCGGACAAGGCCCCUUAUGUAGCCAGGGCCCGUGAGGUCAAAAUAGGCAUGGCUCGGAUUGCUGAGUUCAAGAAGAAACUGAUGUUGACGGAGGUAAUGACAAACGAGAUGGUGAAUCUGAAAAUGUGAACACACAAGAUCUCUAAGAAAUGACUUGGUAGAUGGCACAAUUACCGCAAGCAACUCCUCAACCUGAUUCUGUCUGGGCCGGCACUUGGAGGGUUGAGAUGCAGGUGCAGUUGAAGCUGCCAUAUGGACGAUACUAGUAUUAAAUAUGUUUGUGCUCCUGGCUUUAGAUGUUGAACUCUUUGUAAUGUUUGCUUAGUACGUAAGUACUACCACUAUCAAAAUGUAAGACGCUUUUUGGUUUUGCAUAGGGCAUGAGGGAGGGAGUAAUUUUUAACGUCCGUUAACUUUUCACUAUUAGAAACCCUAUGAUGACAUUGCGAGAUUGCAAGGGCA
This is a messenger RNA of Triticum dicoccoides, 907 nucleotides long. Its product is annotated as HMG1/2-like protein. The coding region runs from base 86 to 574 and encodes 162 amino acids. The record is from RefSeq and is a predicted model, not a curated record. NCBI's taxonomy places the organism in Eukaryota, Viridiplantae, Streptophyta, Magnoliopsida, Poales, Poaceae. The transcript has 8 exons.